This is a messenger RNA of Blepharisma stoltei, 393 nucleotides long. The record is from the annotation of a GenBank genome assembly. NCBI's taxonomy places the organism in Eukaryota, Ciliophora, Heterotrichea, Heterotrichida, Blepharismidae.
AUGGAAACUUCAACUAGAGCUACUUGGGACAUGGAUCCAUCAACAAAUACAGAGCCUAAUCUUCCUCUUGCUGAAAAUAGACUUACCCGGCACGAGGGUCUAUCAACAAAUACAGCACCUAAUCUUCCUCGUGCUGGAAAUGCAAAUCAAUUUAUUGAUCAAAUAGUUGAAGAUAACAGUUCUAGAGAGAAUUCAAUUUCGGUGACUCAGUUUUGUCUUGAUUCAUCAGAAUCAAUCUCAACUCACACUAUUAUUGAGAAAGCUAAUAAUCUAAUGCCAGAUAUAAGCACUGAAACAUAUACCUUCCCAAGUGGCGAAAUAAUGGACUUCAUAACUUACCAAUCUUACCUUGUGACGUGUGAAGCGAUUGGAGUUGAUCCAUUUACAAGAUAA